This is a messenger RNA of Folsomia candida, 1089 nucleotides long. RefSeq lists its product as uncharacterized. The coding region runs from base 2 to 997 and encodes 331 amino acids. Gene Ontology annotation, molecular function: protein binding. Lineage: Eukaryota; Metazoa; Arthropoda; Collembola; Entomobryomorpha; Isotomidae. The record is from RefSeq and is a predicted model, not a curated record. The transcript has 6 exons.
AAUGGAGCCAACACCAGGCAUCGUCUCUGGUAAAGGAAUCCGGAUGGUGUCUGGCUUGCCCAGCCAAUCUCUCAAGAUUCUGUGGGACAUAAAGGGUUGGAAACGUCUGUUGAAGCUCCCUCAUGAACUCCUCAAGCUGCGAUUGCCCUUCGAGAUCGGGGCUGACGUCGGAAUUAAGUCCAAGUGGGAAUUUUCGUUCCGUCAACAACGUCUCGAAAAGAUACAGUUGUGGCUCCAUAUGUUGAAAUUUGAAGGUGACGAGGUCAACGUGACCGUUUCGAGGCAACUUGCAAUACUGACGAAAGAAUUGGGGGUUCAGGACACGUGGCGGGAUUAUGCGUUGGAUUUCUGUUAUUCUGAGUCUACUCUUGGAUUGGUUGAUUUGACGAAUAUCGUCUUCCCAAUGACUCCUACCGGCAAUUCCAUGAUCUACCCGCAGCAGCCGGAUGACGUCGACAUAAUGCUUGAUGGGGGAACGUUAUCGUUACGGUUUAAAUUUACGGUUUUCCUGAAUAAUCUCGAAAAUAAUUUGGAGGUGCCGUAUUCCGAACCUCCUCCUUUACUGGCUUUAGAUGUUUGUCGCCAAAAUCAACGGAAUUCGAUGCUGACCAUGUUACGCGAAGGGAUUGGAGCAGAUGUCACAAUUUUGACGAAAGAUGACAAAGAAGUGAAAGCCCACCAGUGUAUCUUGUCCGCUCACAGUUCCGUCUUCAGGGCCAUGUUUUCUACAGAGAUGGCCGAGAAGAAGGUCGGAAUUGUUGAAAUGACCGACAUCGGGAGCGAAGGGUUGAAUAUUUUUCUCGAAUUUUGCUACACUGGAGAAAUCGCGGAGAGUUGGGGUGAUUUUUUUGAGGACGUUAUCAAUGCGGCCGAUAAGUACGAUCUGCCCCUCCUUAUGGACCUUUGCGAUGAACUUCUCUACACAUUGUGCACUAAGGCAAAUUGCUUGGACCUGAUCAAAGUGACAAAUCUGCACAAAAUGACUAAGGAAUAUUGAUGAAUUCAUUGACCGGAUUUAAGACGUUUGUAAACAUACAUAUUCAGAAAAGUCGCAAUGUAGUUAUGCCAUUACCUUUUCUACAAAAAAAC